Larimichthys crocea (large yellow croaker) is the source of this 5128-nucleotide messenger RNA. RefSeq names its product starch binding domain 1 (gene stbd1). Gene Ontology annotation, molecular function: starch binding; glycogen binding. Lineage: Eukaryota; Metazoa; Chordata; Actinopteri; Sciaenidae. The transcript has 3 exons. Gene Ontology annotation, cellular component: membrane. The record is from RefSeq and is a predicted model, not a curated record. Bases 414 to 3698 code for a protein of 1094 amino acids.
GCUAUAAUGGUCUUUGAUCAAACUUUGUGAGAAGCUUAAGGGUUUUUUGUUCAUGUAGGAAACAUCCUUUGAUGGGACAAAUCCUAUCAAACAGGGGAGGUGGGAGGGUUGUCUAUGGAGACAGUGCAUUGGAGCUAAAUCCUAUCAGUGGGAUGAAACAGGCUGCAAAAACAACCUCCUCUCCCCUUUUUAUGAAUGAACGCUGAGUCCCCGUGAUCCCACCAGCCAAUGAGCAGCUCUCACCUGCACCUCUUUGCAGAUCUGCAGCAACAAGAGGUCACUACACUUGAAAACGUGGAGGGAAGAGCAGCAGGCAUUCUGCAGCAGCUUCAGUCGGAUCAGUCAGGCCUUCACACGCACAGAGAUUUAUUAAAAAAAAAAAAAAAAAAAACGGGCUCGUUGUUCACAACAAAAUGAAAAACAGCAACACAGUAGCCGCGGAGAGACGCAUGGAUCUGGCUUCGCUCUUCUGCAUGAUCGGGCGACACGGUCCCGCCGUGGCUCUGGCUGUCAUAGCCAUGAUGUCCGUGCUGGCGGGUUUCGUCAUCUAUCGGACCGUGAGGGGGAAGCGGAGGAAGGCCACAGCCGCAGCCGAUGACGGUGACGACCAGAGCCCCCCCGGAGCGGAGAGAGACGCAUCGGUGAUCCAACCGAGCCCGGAGGAACCCCGCAGGUCCGCGGAGUCAACAGACAUAAACAAUGAAGGCUCCGAUAUGAAGGAGGCGGUUGAUCUGAUUCAGAGUGAUCUUGUAAUCAGGCACCGCCGGGCUGCUGCUGCUGUUGCUGCUGCUGCCGAGAAGAAACCUUCACCUUACUCUCCUCCUAAUAGUAACAUCCAAGUACCAGAAAACAAGAACACCACUUCAGAUGUCACAGAGGAAAUGGUAUUUGUACGGGCCUCUCACAAAGUAGCGGAGACGUAUGCAGAAGAAGCCAAUCAGGGUGAUACUUACACUGUGGCUAAAAUGGUGAUGAAGGAUAAUGUCGAUUGCCACCAGGGUGUAACAGAUGACGUUGUUGAGGAUGUGAUAGAAGCAGCCCAUGGUAAUGAUAGCUGCUUGAAGGAGCCUGAGCCAAUCAAUGAAGAGAAGGUGCUAAAAGCAGAAUGCCAGGAAAUUGAGGAUGUGAGCACAGAAAAGGAUGUUUUAGACAAGAAAACCAGACAAGAGGAGGAAAACUUUUUGCUUUGUGAUUUGAACAACCCAGUGUGCUUCGGACAAACCCAUCAUAUGAGUGAAAGGGGUGAUGAUGACAGACUUCAAGUUAAUAAAACCACAUUGGAGACAAACAGCAUUGAGUCCAACUCAGAGGAGCCUGCCAUUUAUAUGGAAGACGUACCUGACACUUGCAUCUGUUAUAGCAAAGAUGAGGAGCUUGAAAAGGAGGGAGAGAAAAAUGAAGAUGAGAGGGCAGAAGAGGAGUGUGUGGACAACCAGGUAAUUGCUCAGCAAGCUGAUGUGUGGUUCUCAACAAUUGAACAAGAAGAAGAAACAAAUCUGCCUUCUACACAGCAGGACCAGUGUGAUCAUAUGACGGACAACGUGGUGGCCUCUAUUAGGCAUAGUGACUGGGAUGAGGAUAUUGGUGUAGCUGGUGAAAUGAUUGAAGAAGUUGUAGAUAAGGAUCACUUGAACAAACCUACAGCUGUCGGAUGUGACACUCACUUGCCACAGUUUGACGAGCAAGAAGUGGCAAUUAAACAAAAGGCAGAAAACUGUCUCACAUGUAAUGAAGACGAUGGUGUUCUUUAUGAUUGUAUUGACCAAGAGAGAGACAGAAUGCUGAAUAGUGACAGCAUUGUUGCCUGUAGUGAAGAAUGUGGCAGUUCAAGUGUGGCACUGUCCUGUUUGAGCAUGCCCGUAAAGGUUGAUAAUCAUGACAACAUUCUGUCAGAUAUCACCACUGAUAUAAAAGUUAAAAUCUCAGGCAUCGCAGAUUCCCCUGACUUGUUGUUGGAUUGUCAACAGCCACAGAAAGAAGAUAAAAAAGUUCUUUCUCUGGAUGAAGACACUGAUUCUACUAUUCUUGGCAGUCAAAUGUCGUCACAUGAGACAAAAAAUCAGCCUGAAAACAACAAAAAUGGCAGCAACGUAAUGCUAGCUGAUGAGUUCAGUGACCAUGUCCAUGACCCUCAUAGUGAGUCUUACAAAGACCAACAAAGUGUACAGAUGAUAAGAAAUGAAGCUUUUGAGAAGGGAUGUGUUGCUGCUAAUCCUGAUGCAGUCGAAAUAACUGCUUCUGAAAAAGUUCAAGAAAUAUCUUUUCCUCACCCUCCAACCAUUCGUCAAGACGAACAAAGCCACAGCAUGGAAAAUGAUGAAACCUCUGACAAGACAAGAGUUCAUUCUGUCUCUGAUACAAAUGUUUGCCAUAUAGCUAGACUCACUGCACUUUUAAAGUCUGAAGAAAUAUCUCAUCCUGACAUGUUGUGCUCCACCCAAGACCAACAAAGUGACCACAUGAAUAAUAAUGAUUUUCCUGAAGUUACCACCAGUGCUGCUCCUCCUGACCUGACUGAAGACAUUAACCCUCCCAUAUACCAAAUUUACUUGUCAUCUUUUGAGCAAAGUGAGUGUAGGUAUAAUGAUUUAUCACCUCCUGCUGUUGGUGAAGAGAGUGGUAUUUCAAGCAUGGCUGUCAGCCCUGACUUCCAAGAUGCUUCAUAUGAUGUGGCCAUUGGUAAUAUGGUUCUUCCAGUGAUAGAUUGUUAUCAACAGGCUGAGGGACAGAUAGAGGCUCAAAACAGCCUUUUUGCUGAUGAUGUAGCUGUAUCUGUCAUGAAUGAAAAUACAGCAGGCAGAAUGUUUGGGCCUUAUCUGUCACGUCACUCCCAGGAACCCAACUGUGAGCAAACAGAUUGGGCGAAGUAUGAAUCAUUUGCAGCCAAUGAGGACAUGUUUGGCCAUGAGAUUGAGGAUGGUUACCACAAAGCAAUGGAUCAAUUUAUGGCACAGAUUUCAGCCAGUGUUACUAGCUUCACCGAUGACCUGAAAAUACAAACAGACAUGAAAGCUGUUAUUGAGGUUUCAGAAAUGAAAGAAAAGAAGGCAGGAUUAUGUGUUGAAAAGAAAAAGGAAAAUAAAGAAGAGGAGGAGAAAGAAGAGGACUAUGAAAAGACCGAAAUCAGUAUCAUGGAGGCAACCAUGGACAAUAAUGAGUGGAUCACAGAGAGUAACUACCAAGUCCUUCCUUGGUUGGGUCUUUCUGCCUCAUCUUUUGUCCAAGACCAGACAAAAAUCAACCAGCUUCCCACUGAAGAGUGCCAAUACAUCUCUGCUGGAACAGACACCACUUGUAUAGAUACAACAGAUAUUCCACCUUCCACUGAAGACAUUGCUCUCUCCCUUGUUGAGGAAAACACAGAAAAUAACAAAAAGGUUGUGGCAGUCCAGCCCAUGCCCCAGAAUGUCAACGUGACUUUCCGUGUCCAUUAUUUCACCCAGUCGCCAUACCAGACGGUGGCUGUCACAGGGAACCAGCAGGAGCUCGGAAACUGGAAGGGAUUCAUACCGCUAGAGAGGGCCAAGGAUGGGCAUUGGGCCACAGUGGUCAGCCUGCCCGCAGAGAGCAAUGUGGAGUGGAAAUUUGUGGUGCUGGACAAAGGUGAGGUGUGUCGCUGGGAGGAGUGUGGCAACCGCCUCCUUGAUACGGGCUAUGGAGACGACCUGCUUGUGCACAAAUGGUGGGGACUGCUGUAACAGGUGAGGUGAUGGGAAAGUUGAGAUGAGUAUGUACAGUAAGAUUUGGUACUGGAUACUGGACCAGAUAGAAGUCAGGUUUAUUUGUACAGCCUGUUGAAAGACCCACAUGAUGAAACAGUAGAUUGAAAUCACACCUACUGUAGUACUCAUUUGUACUGUACUGUAUCCAAUAUAUUAAACAUCUGAGAUUUGGUAAAUUUAGGGGUAAAACGUCUCCUAGACUUUUAGUCUUUUAGAGCCUAAACUGGGUUUGAUGUCAGUGUAACUAAAUAAACCAAAUAUUACCAAAACUUAACUGGUUCCAGAUUUUGGAGAAUUGGAAGUUGUUUUUUUUCUGUUUUAUAUAAAUGAAAUACAGUUGAGGAGUGUUGGUCAGACAGUACACGCUACUUAAAGAUGUCAGUUUGGGCUCUUACAAGUUGUUCAUUUUUCACUACUCUUUGACAUUUCAUUGAAAAGUUUAUUAGCCAUUAAAGCAAUGUUUCAACAUGUACUUGGCUAACAAGCUAAUCUGAUUCACUGAAAGAAUCUGUUGAAACAACAUUUUUACUACUUUUAAUUUUAACCCUAUUGAAACCAGAUACCUAGAUGUUUUUUGACCUGCAAAUUUCCAACACAAUGAGUACUGGGACAAAACAGUCAUCUAAUGAGACUUUAUUAGGGGAUUAUCCUCUAGUAGCCAGUGAUUAAGGGAUCUUUGAAGGAACUGAAAAGAUUGCCAUCAAAAGACAGUAACAUAACAUGAAUUGUCUUUCUUUUUUCUGCAGCACUAUCUAUGAUUAUGCAAACUGGACCUCUUUAAAAAGUGGUUGAUUUAAUGUGUGUUUAAUUUGUAUAAAUGGAGACUUUAUUAUACUGUCCAUAUACUGCUUGAAUACUCCCCAACAAUCUAUGAGAAUAAAUGCACAUAGUUCACUUUUACUACAGCAAUAAUCAAAGCAAUAAUUGUUCUGUAUACUGUAUGACUGGUGUUAUAUCAGGUAUUCUAAUGUGUUUACCACUCAACUGUGAUAUAGUUGUAACUUUGAUGCUGCUUUUAUCUUGUGGGACAUUGUGCAUGCAAGAUUGCCCAAUUGUUGUUUCAUGAAUGUGCCUUUUAGACAUCUUUUUUCAUUUUUUUCAAUAAUGUGUUUUAAUGCAUCAAAACAGUGUGGCUUGUCUUUUUAAAAAGCAGCUUUGCUGGCCGUCAUUUACUUUGAUUCAUUAAAACCUUUAUGAAUUCCUUAAGGUAUAUUAUAUAUUUUCUCGAAACUGAUGCUGUCAGUAUCGAAUUUAAGUUUAAUUAAAGUGUAGUGUCAAUCAAUGUAGAAUAAUAUUGAUGUCUCAGAUAAUAUCAGAGUAUCUUAUUAUGCAAUACUGUGAUGAUAAUGCUACUAUUGAAUGUCAUUAAGGUGGAAUUGGUUACCAAAUAAACAAAUGUUCUGUCA